Condylura cristata (star-nosed mole) is the source of this 2291-nucleotide messenger RNA. RefSeq names its product methyltransferase like 4 (gene METTL4). Lineage: Eukaryota; Metazoa; Chordata; Mammalia; Eulipotyphla; Talpidae. The coding region runs from base 236 to 1651 and encodes 471 amino acids. Gene Ontology annotation, cellular component: cytosol; RNA N6-methyladenosine methyltransferase complex; nucleus. The transcript is spliced from 9 exons. The record is from RefSeq and is a predicted model, not a curated record. Gene Ontology annotation, molecular function: site-specific DNA-methyltransferase (adenine-specific) activity; RNA methyltransferase activity; nucleic acid binding.
CCUUGGUUCAGGAAAGCCUCCUUACCCGCCUCCAUCCCCCCAUCCCCUUACUCUCGAAAGAGCAUUUUAAUGACCACUCUCUAGACUGAUGCAAGUCUGGAAAGGCGGGAUGCACUUUCCUGACAAGGCAAGCGGUGAGAUAGGAGAUAGUGAUUGGUGAGCGUGGGUACUCCAGGCUUGGGAAGGCUCAGAAUUUGCUCGUUGGGAUGUCUUGGUCCUCUAGUGGUGGAAGAGAAUGUCUGUGGUGCAUCAGCUGUCACCAGGAUGGUUACUGGAUCAUCUUUCUUUCAUAAACAAGAGUAUCUAUCAACUUCACCAGCUUUGUGAACCUUGUUGCUGUAAAAAUGAGCCCAUUUCUGUCCACCUUGAUUCUCAACACAUGAGUUCUGUAUCCUCUUUUGGAGCUUCUACUACUUUUAUCACUUCUGAUUCCACCACAAAAGCACAGAGUGAUGAUGGAGGAAAUUGUGAAAAAUUCAUUCAGAAAUAUGUUUUUCGAUCUGAACUGUUUGCUAUCACUAAACCUUAUCUAACUUCAGCUGCUGACAAAGAAUGUCAGCAGAGUACUGAAAAAGAAGAUCUAAUGGAUGGUGUUAAAAAAGAAAUUUCCAGUUCCACAAUUCGGAAGAAGCGUAAAAGAUGUGCUGUUUUCAAUCAAGGUGAAUUGGAUGCUAUGGAAUAUCAUACAAAGAUCAGGAGACUGAUUUUGGAUGGUUCUUCACAAUUAAUCCAAGAAGGUCUCAAAAGUGGCUUUCUUCAUCCACUUUCUGAAAAACGGGACAAGUGCAGUGAGCCCGUUACUUUACCUCUUGAUACCUGCAAUUUGUCAGAGUUAUGUGAAAUGGCAAAGCAUUUGCCUUCUCUGAAUGAAAUGGAACUUCAGACAUUGCAAUUGAUGGAAGAUGAUAUAUCUGAUAUAGAGCAGGAUUUAUUCUCGCGGGUUGUUGAAAACAACUCCAACUUUACAAAACUGAUUACUCUAAUGGGACAGAAGUACUUACUGCCACCAAAAGCCAGUUUUCUUUUGUCUGAUAUUUCUUGUAUGCACCCUCUUCUGAGUUGUAAAAAAAUGUAUGAUGUAAUUGUGAUAGAUCCACCAUGGCAGAACAAAUCAGUUAAAAGGAGCAAUAGGUAUAGUUAUUUAUCACCACUGCAAAUAAAACAACUGCCUGUCCCUACACUUGCUGCUCCAAACUGUCUUAUUGUUACUUGGGUAACCAAUAAGCAGAAGAUCCUACGUUUUGUAAAGGAAGAACUUUAUCCUUCUUGGUCUGUGGACAUUGUUGCUGAGUGGCACUGGGUAAAAAUUACCAGUUCAGGAGAGUUUGUGUUUCCACUAGAUUCUCCACACAAAAAGCCAUAUGAAGUUCUUAUACUGGGGAGAGUUCGAGAAAAAACUGAUUUAUCAUUAAGGAAUGCAGAUGUAAAAGUGCUCCCCAUUCCAGACCACAAGUUAAUUGUCAGUGUGCCCUGCACUCUUCACUCACAUAAGCCACCUCUUGCUGAGGUUCUAAAAGACUAUAUCAAGCCAAAUGGGGAAUGUUUGGAAUUGUUUGCUCGAAACUUACAACCAGGCUGGACGAGUUGGGGCAAUGAAGUUCUCAAAUUUCAGCAUUUGGAUUAUUUUAUUGCUCUGGAGUCUGGAAGUUGACUGAUCUUAAUUUUCUUCUCCCUUCACUAUACUAUUUUUUUCCUUUUAUUACCAACAAGUAUAUGUAGAUAUUUAACUAUGACUAUUUUUUUUUUAGCAGAAUGACCAGAAGUGACUAUCCUUAUAAUUUUGAGAUUGAUUUUAUUUAGUUACAUUCGUAUUCCAUAUUAUUCUAUUAGGACUUAAUACAAAUAAAGAGAAAGAUGGAAAGAUUGUAUUUUAAAUGAAGAAAUUCAGAAAGCAUCUUGCCUAUGGAUUUUGUUUUUUGUUCCAUAUAGUUGUAUGAAAAGAAACUUUGUACUAUCAUUCUAAAAAAAUCAGGAAAUUCACAUAUAAGACCAGAUUUCUAUUUUACUUUAAACAUAGUAGCUUGUGUUCUUUCCUGACAUCAAAUUGUGGAACUCUGUAGUGGCGGUUACUUGGGAAUGACUUUGCUCUCUAGUUUACCAAAGUACCUCUUUGCUGCAUGCUACAUACAUUCUGGAAUGGUAUUCAAAGAUUUUUUCCAAGUACUGUGUCAUAUGGAAUCAUGAAAACAUUUUUGAAGGGUUUUAAAUUGUUGUCAGGGAAACUUAUCAGUACUUCCUCAUUUUUUUGUUUUUCCAGAGGAAAAUUUAAAAGCUGUUUCUUAUAAAAUGUC